This is a messenger RNA of Alternaria metachromatica, 858 nucleotides long. RefSeq lists its product as uncharacterized. The transcript has a single exon. The record is from RefSeq and is a predicted model, not a curated record. Lineage: Eukaryota; Fungi; Ascomycota; Dothideomycetes; Pleosporales; Pleosporaceae. Bases 1 to 858 code for a protein of 285 amino acids.
AUGGAUCAAUGGUUCAGUCAAAAGGCGAGCGCCGGUGACAAUGUCUUCCAAGAGUGCACCAAAAUACUCUCAAAUUAUCUCUCCAACACCACAGACACCUCACCCGCCUUAACCGCAUCAGCAAUCGUAACCUCCGUUCAAGCCUCAUCAAAACCCGCAGAUACCGGCUUCGAAGUCACAAAUCUACUCCUUGAUAUAGCCGCACAAUUCUCCACCUCACAUGAUCCUAUUAGCGCCCUCCUCCCCGCCAUCCGCGCCAUACCACCCACGCCAAACCCAGUCUACUACCACCUCGAAUCCAUGCACCGGGAAAACUAUGACGGCAUAUCUGGACUACGGUAUCUCUGGAAACCAGAAGAUAAGCAAGCGACUGUCACACCGGGGGAUAGAUGGGCUAAUUACAACGUCUUCACUGUCAAGCUCGCUACGUCUGGAUACGAUGAUGGGUACUUCAUGUUCGGCUUCUUUUGCCUGCGCGAAACUCUCGAGACGAACCAGCAAUCUCGAGAGGCGGAAUUCGAGAAACACAUUCGCCCUACUUUCAUCGAGCGUUCCGCAAUCGAUGCCAAUGAACUUCUCAACUACGACCUCACAGCCGCUGCUAAAUGGGUCAUUCUAGGCGGACGCGAUAUGUACCGCUUAGGCAACUCGAUCUUUGGAGCAGAUUUGCAGAGAGGCAUCGCGGUGCACACAGACCUUUGGGAAGGAAACCCGGGCUUUUCGUUAGGAAGAUGGAGAGAGUGGUGGAGGAGUUUUAAGUAUUAUGCGCAAGCAUCGUACGUAAAGGAGGAGGUGAAGGUAUUGUGUAGAGAGGCGGAUCAGGCGAUUGCGGAUGCUCUGUUUGCGAAGGUGGAUUGA